UUUUUUACGUGUUGGCAGCACUACCGGAUCUUCCUACGUCUCGAACUGCCAUUUCUCAAAUCAUUUCUUUUGUAAAAGAAUAUGGCCACAGGCAAAAAGGGAAAGAAAACGAAGGGUAAAACCUUUGCGUUGACCACUUUUUUGCAACAAGAUGCCACUGGACCCAUUCCAAGUGCACCAGUCAGGAAAAAUUGGGCUGAUGAAGUAGAAGACUCGUAUGAUGGAAGCUAUGAGUCCCGAAGUAGCAAAUCGAUGGCAAACGUUGUAUUACCUACCGCCCCUAAAGCAUCCCGUGACUAUGAAGAUAUUAGCGACAAAGUUCCCAUGGAGCCCCCCUACAUGGCUUAUCUAUCUAACUUACCAUAUGACGUAGAUGAGGAAGAAAUAUCCCAAUUUUUUAAGAAUAUGAAGAUUUCGCAUAUGAAUAUACCUAAAGAAGACAGACCUGGAGAAAUGCCAAAGCUAAAAGGUUUUGGUUACGUGGAAUUCGAAGACCGCGACAGUUUAAUCAAUGCAUUGGUUAUACCUGACACUACAAUUAAAAGCCGUAGAAUAAGAAUAGAAGUAGCUGCCAAUUCAGAAAACGACAAGAGACGCGGCCGCAUGAACAUGAGCGGGAUGGGCAGGGACCAUUCCGAUGGCGGCGACUGGAGAUCGAACCCCAGAUCAGAUAAUAACGAUUCCGAUAGGAAACCCUAUUCUUCCAGAGACAACCGCGACAGCGGAUUCAGCAGAGAAAGAGAACCUAGAGAAAUUGAUAAUAAACCUGGUGCUUGGCGCGAAGGCGAAAGGCCGAACAGGGACAACGAGAGAAGCUUCUCUCGAAACUACGAGUCUUCGGACAGAGGCGGCCGUUUCGGCGAUAGAGACCGUGACAGGGAUGGCGGGGAUAAAAGAGGUGGCGGCGGUGGCGGCUUCAGCAGAAAUUUCGGUGACAGGGAUAACAGGGACAGAGAUGGCGGAGAUAGAAGGGGUUACGGCAACAGAAGGUACGACGAUGACCGAAACGGAGGAUUCAACAGGAAUCGCGACGAUUUCAGGAGGCGCGACGAUGACCGCGACGACUCUAGGAGGCGCGAUGAUGAACCACCAAGAGAAAGAGGAGGGGAUCAACAGCCUCAUCAAAGACAAAAACUGGUGCUAGCGCCGCGAUCAAAGGCCGUAGAAGCGGCAACAGCCGAACCUACUGCGGUGCCUUCAGCCUCGAUUUUCGGCAACGCCAAACCCGUAGAUACUGCGACUAAAGAGAGACAGAUCGAAGAGCGGCUGGCCAAGCAGCAGGACAAACCCAGGGAGAACAGUCGGGAUAGAAGGAACGAUACCGACAAAAAACCCAUAGAAAGAAGUCAAAUAAACAGAAGGGACAAUGACAGUCCUCCACAUGAUAGACCAAGUAGCCAGAAUAAAAAACAUGAUGAUGAAAGAAGACCUCCCUCUAGAGACAGUAUUAGAUCCCCUCCUGCUGAGGAGCAAAAAAGUGAAAAGCCGAAACGCGAAGAGAAAAAAGAUAAGGUUGAUAAAGAAAUGCCAAAAUUCAAAGAACCUGAUGCUCCCGUUUUUGCCCAAAACAAUAAAUUUGCAUUUUUGCAAGAUGAAGAAAAUUCCGAUUAGCAAUAUGUGAUGUUUUGUUUGAGUAGUGUAUUAUUGAUUAAACUUAAAAUAUAUUUAAUAUUUUUUAAACUUAAAAUACA
Messenger RNA from Brassicogethes aeneus, 1691 nucleotides. NCBI's taxonomy places the organism in Eukaryota, Metazoa, Arthropoda, Insecta, Coleoptera, Nitidulidae. The record is from the annotation of a GenBank genome assembly.